AUGUCCCGGCCGCGGUUUAAGUGUUUGAUGUGGCUCGCGAGUGCGGUGUGUCACCCAUUGUCACCCAUGCGAGACUUGGUUCCGGAUGCAGCAAUGCCAGGGAGAGCUACUGAUGAUUACUCUAACCCGCCUCUUGCGGCAUGGCGUUCGAUCGAUACGGCUGUGGCUAUGGUAAAAAGGAAAGGGGACUUGAGAUGA
This is a messenger RNA of Fusarium proliferatum ET1, 198 nucleotides long. RefSeq lists its product as uncharacterized. The record is from RefSeq and is a predicted model, not a curated record. NCBI's taxonomy places the organism in Eukaryota, Fungi, Ascomycota, Sordariomycetes, Hypocreales, Nectriaceae. The transcript is spliced from 2 exons. Bases 1 to 198 code for a protein of 65 amino acids.